AUGGGAUAGACUAACACUAGUACGAUAAUUAGAUAGGAAGCUCUGAAUUUAGCUUAGAAGAAUUCGAAAUGGAGAGUUAUCAACGAUGCUUAUGAAAUAAAUUAAUGCUUGCUAAUGUCAUCUGUGAUUGAUUAAAUAUCGUAUGAUUUAAGUAGUGUAAGUUAUAAAGUAUCAAGUAUGACUGUAAACCCUUUAACAUAUGAUUCCGUUUCUUUUCAAUUGCUAAUGAAGGAGGAUAGAAUGCAAAUGUAAUCCAAGAUAAUGUAUAAAUAUGAAGUAUUGAGACCCUAAUAAAAGUAAAGAAAAUAUAAAACUGUAACAACUUAAACUGAAUUAACAUCAAAUGAUGAAAUUUUUUAGUAUUCUUCAGAUAGAAAAUAAUAACGCAAUAACCAUAGCUUUGGGUCUGAAAUUUUCCAAAAAUAUCAGAUUGAGGAACGCAAUAAAUCACAAACUGAUGAAAAACCAAAUAAAAAAGAUUAACGAUUAAGAAGGGAUUAAAUAUUUCAAGAGGUAAAAUAACCAAAAACUAUUAAUAACAAGAGGGAUAAUUCUUUGGAAAAGACAAACAUUUUUAAAUUAGAUUAUGAAUAAACUGAAAACUUUUCAAAUGAUCUAGUUGACAAUACAAGCAUGCUAUCAAUUAGUUAGAAUUUUGCAAAUUUAAAAAAUCAGCCUUCACACAAUGAAGAUAGAUCAUAUAUACAAAAUGAGAGAUAUUGGUCUUCAAGCCACUCAUCAACUUUUAUAGAUAUUCCUGUAAAUGCUGGUCAUAAAGCUUAAACUCAUAAAAAUUUAUCUUAGAAUCAGAAAUAACUAUAAAAUAAUAUAGAUUAAGGAGCAUAAUAAAAAAAAAUGAAUGUUUAAGACGACAAUCACAGAUUAGCAUAAUAGCAAUCAUUUGGAUAAUUAAAAAUAUAAGCACUACAAUAAUAGCAAUAACAGUAGUAAUAGUAAUAAUAAUAAUAUUAAUAAUAGUAGUUAUUGUAAAAGAAUAUUAUAUCUACAUAAUAAGAGUAGAUGUAAUUUCAAUAAUAAUACCCUUAAUAAUAAAAAUAAUAAUAAUAUUACCAAUAAUAACAAUAAUAACAAUAAUAAUUUAUUUUUCCUAAUCAAGAAAAGGUCUCCUAAAAUACUUAAUAUAAUACUAAAGCAGGAUAUAAUCAGGGAUAUAAUAAUCCUAUUAUAAAUAAUCUAUAAAUUGAGUCAAGUCCUCAUUAAGGGUAUACUUAAAUUCAUUCAAAUAAAAAGAAAAAUUAAUAUUCUAAUCAACUUGGCAGCUCUCCUUUAAAUAAUUUCUCUUAGUAGCAAUAAUAGAAAAAUCUUAAAUUAUAAAGCCAAUAAUUCUAAUAAUCACCAAAAUAAUAAAUAUAAUAAUAACAAGGAUCUCCUUAAGCUUUAAUUUAGUAAUCUUUAUAAUCUAGCUCAGGACAAUAAAAAGAAUCCAUGCGCUAAUAAUUUGAUAGGUUACUUAGGGAGAGUCAAAGUUAAAAAGAAUAUUGGAAAUUAAUAAAACCAAAAGGCACUAAAGCUCCUGGUGAGUCAAAAGUUUAUCAGAAUAUAGAAUAACUAAAGAAAAAAUAAAAAAGCCCUGACUAUUAUAAUAAGCUUAAACAAAACCAUUUAAAAAAGAGUUAAUCUCCCAUUUCUCUUAAAAUGUAACAACAAAAUUUAUACAUAAACAAUAACAAAUAAAAUUAGGAUAAUAAUUAACAUGAAGUGGUAAAUACUAUAAAUUUAUCUCCAGAAAAUUAGAUUUAAACACUUUAAGAUGCUCGAUAAAACCAAUAAUAACUUAGAAUGUAGAAUAAACAGUAAAAUAAUUUAAAUUUGGAAGAACUUAAUUAUAAAAUUCAGGAUAUUCAAAAACUUAAUUUAUAAUUAGAUGAAAAAAGUAAUAAGUUGUUUGGGUAAAUAAAGUAAGAUGUUUCAAAUUUGCAGACAGCUAUUACUUAGAAUAUCUCUCCAUCAGAAAGAGGAUUAAGAAAAAAAGAAACAAUAAAAAAUGGAAUAAAUUUAGAUGAUUUAUUAGACUAUGAAUAAGGCUCGAUCAACUUAGAUGAAUUAGCUAGUUACAGAGGUAGUUAAGAGUACAAAUUAUUGGAUAAUUACCAAAAUUUUUGA
This is a messenger RNA of Paramecium octaurelia, 2124 nucleotides long. NCBI's taxonomy places the organism in Eukaryota, Ciliophora, Oligohymenophorea, Peniculida, Parameciidae. The record is from the annotation of a GenBank genome assembly.